Messenger RNA from Cinara cedri, 4629 nucleotides. The record is from the annotation of a GenBank genome assembly. NCBI's taxonomy places the organism in Eukaryota, Metazoa, Arthropoda, Insecta, Hemiptera, Aphididae.
CGAAAAUCUCGGUAACACAGAGUUCAGUUUUGUAAUGAAAAACUAGUGAUAUUACAAAAUAGCAAAUUUGUUAAGAAAGUUAAUAAUUUAAAAUUCAAACAGUAUUCACACGGUUAUCAAGUUGCAGAAUACCGCUGCAGCCAACGAACUACGAAAGUGAUUAUUCUCCGUCUACGCCAUUACCUACCAAAAUUGAUUUCUCUACCAUAUAAUUUUCUGCUCAGUCUUUGUAAAGGUAAUGUAUUACAGAAAUCUUUUUAUGAUACCUACCGGUUCAAAAUAUAUAUUAAUUGUGUGUAUUUUUUUUAACUUGCCUCAAGGGAUAAAUGUAAUUUCCCGCACGAGUCUUAGUAGAUUAAAAUCAGCCAUUGAUAUACUUAUGUUAGUUCGGACACGAAAAAAAAUACACCAGUGUAUAAGUUCCGAAAUUAAUAAAAUACACCUAUAAUAUGGAAAUUCCUACACGAAUAAGAAUUAUACCGAAUAUAGAAUUCUUUCUAUUAUAUGUAUUUAAGCACAUCCACGUACAUAUAUUUUUUGUAGCAGUGUUUUUCUUAGAAUGUAUAAUUAUUUUUGUUUAAAAUAAUUUUUUCAUUUUUGCUAAAAAAAUAAGUGAUUACAUUAAUUUUUUCUGAAAUCAAUAAUAUGGAUUGUCCAUACUCUUUAUUAUACCUGAUAAUAUUUAAUAGUAGUAGUCCGUACAGUAUAGGAAAUGAUGUAUUUAAUCUUAUUACUGUGAUUUAUUAGAAAGUGACUUAUCAGAAAACAGGUACCCAGGUUCUAUAAAUGAAAUAUAUGUAUUUGUAUACUUUUGUUUAUGGUUGUUUGAUCAUGAAAUGCUAGUUUUAAUAAUUUUUUCAUAUUGAUUUAUUUCUGUUAAAGUAUAUUUUUUUUUUUUUGGACUUAAAUAUGUAUCCUCUUACCUGUUAUACUUACCAAACUUCGUCUUGAGACAUAGUUCAACAAUCUUGUACAGUUAUAAACUCUUUCUUUUGUAUUGCUCUUAACGUAAUUGUACUCUACUUUGACUGUGAUAUGAUGAUAUGAUACAAUUUUACAAUUGCGAUAAUUUUCAAUUUUUUAUUAGGUGUUUCCUGUAAUUUUUCUUUUUAUCGAAAUACCAACUACUAUAACAAUAUCUAUAACAAUAUUAUAAAGUAGUUUUCGCCAGUUUUAGGGGUCCAGACCUUUGGACCCCCUCUCCCCAGACACUGAUAUAAUCUCAAUAAAAUUUCACCUAAAAACAGAUAUCUAUUGAAAAUUAUACCUAGAGUAAGGCUCUCCUGUCUUUUCAGUACUCUGCCUAGAAAAUUGCUGAAAAUCCAACACUGGAUAUAGCAAGUACCUUAAGUAUAUUUUUUUUGCCAUUAAUUUUUUAAUAUUUUUAAAUUAUCCAUAACUACAAAAAAUAGAUAUAUACCUAUUCUUCUAUAAUGAUAUGUUGUAAUUUUUAACUAACAUUUUCAUUAUCAAUUAUCAAAGGAUAAUUAUUAUAGAAAGGUAAUAGUUAACUAAUGUGGACUGUGAAGGAAAUAUUAAUUUGUUGUAUCAACAAAUUAUAAAAAUCUUAAUAUACUAUAAUAAACUUGUGUUCAUGUAUAAUCUAUAAGUUACCAGUUGUUUUUUUGUGUGUACUUUUAUCAAAUUUCUAGGCUAUUCAAAUCAUUAUUUUUUUUUUAUAACUCAAUAGAUCAGGAAUUUAGCGUAUUAAUUUUUUUCUCAAUAUUAAAAUCCACAUUUUUAUGUAAUCAUACUCAAAUAAAAAUUCACUAGCCUAAUUUGAAGAAUUUUGUUCUUUUUCUAAUUCAUAAUAUUAUUAUAAAUACUUUAUAUAGAAAAUAUACCUAGUAUUUGAUAUGACUUAAUCUCAGUUUCACAACCCAAUGGGUAAGUUUGGUGAAAAAACAAAUUAUUUAAUGUUAAAAAUGUUUAAGUACCUAAGUAGGUAUAAUUUAGGUAUAAAGUAUAAUAACUAUUACUUUAACACGAAAAGUAUUCUAAUAAUAAAUAACUUUAUUAAAAGGACCUUUUACCUUCAUCUACUGUCUAACUAAUGAGUAACAUGCAAAAUUACGCGGAAUAAUUAAAACUAGCUUAGUUUUGAUUUUAGAGUAAAAGUACCAAUUAUGAAAUUUAUAGAGAAUAAUGUUUUGGAAGGAAUGUCUUAGGGUUCUGGUAUUAUUCAAAAUAUACAGCUCGAUAUCUCUAUAGUUUCUAUCCAUAGAUUGGUUUGCAGCCAUAAUAUAGCCACAGAUAAUUUGAAAAAUAAUUGUUGAGGGCCAUAUAUUUUAGGAGUUGAGCAAAAAUAAAAUUGUUUGACCUCUAAUUUGUGUUCUAUCUUAAUUAACACCCUUAGUAAAAAAAUAAAUUUAUUUAUUUUUGUAUAAAAAACAAAACUAAUGUAUAAUAUUAUUUAAUUAUUUAAUAGAAAAGAAUAUAUAUAGUGGUCUCUGGAUAAUUCAAACUUUUAAUGAUUCGAAACUUUUGGUAAUUCAAAGUAAAUGCUCGGUCUCUUUAAAAUCUUUCACAUAAAUUUGAAUAAAAACAAUUCAUUUAAGGGCACUGGGUAAUUCAAAAUUAAAUUUCAGGAAAACUGGCUAUUAACACGUGACAAUUUGAAGUUUCAUAUCUUCAAGGCUUGGCAAUUUGAAAUAUAUUUACCAAAUUUAUUUCUUAUAAUAUUUUCAUUAUUUUAUUAUUAAUUAUUAUUUUCGAAAACUAUAAAAUUAUAGCAUUUUAUUUCUUAACUGUCUCUCUUAUUGUAUUUUAACUUGUUGAAAGCCAACUGUAAUUUUAUUUUAGUUUUUAGUUUCGUUUUGUUGGUUGUAAAGUAAAGUUCUAUAAUAAUUUUAUAUUUACAUUUUAAAAACAGUAAAUACUGUAGUACCACAUAAUUUGCUAUUAUAUUAAAAAAAUAUAUAUAUAUAUAAAUAAUUUCCUACUCUGUUUACAGUGAUUAUGACGAAACAAGAAACCCAGUUGACUAAUAAUCAACUAAGGAACCAAUCUUUGUUUCAUACAAAUUUAAAUAGGAUUCAUAAUGACCUUCAGAGGGUGAAUGAAUACUAUAUUCCUAAAUAUGAUCAUCAAGUCAACAAUGGACAACAAAGUAACAUAGAAAACAUAGGACACAAAGUACCAAAAUUUCUGGAAAAUCAAAAAAAAAAACCCCCCAUUAAUUUCUAUAUUGAAUUAUACAGAAUUACAAUGAACGAAAUUGAAUUAACAAGAAAAACUCAAGUACAACAAAUAUUAAACAAAAAAGUAAAUGUCUGGGAACAAAAACGAAAAGAUUGUACCAUAGGCGCUCUGUCAAAUUUAAGUAUGAAAUCAAUUCAUCCAACAAUUAAUGAACCAAAAAAAUAUGAAAGUGAUGAUAUGACAACAAAAUUGAUUGGUAUAAAUAAUGAUAAAAAAGAAAAUAACUCAGAAAUUGAAAAUUUUACAUUUAAAAUUAAUGUGAAUAGAGAAUUAAAUAGCGAUUUAAAAAAUAAUUAUCCUAAUAUCAAUAAUAAAUUAAAUAAUAUAAAAACCGAAUUGACCAUUUCUCCGUUCAACAUAAAUGAAAGUUUAUCCACAUUUAAGUUUAAAAUGUGUACACAUACUACCAGUACAGAUAUCUCAAAUUUUUCUUUCAAAAAUGAUUACAAUAAAUGUAAAGAAAUUAAGCUCAUUACCACCUAUAAAUUUGAAGAUGAAUAUAGACAUAUUUUAGAAAAUCAUCUUGCUAUACAAAAAUAUUUGAGAAAGUAUGAAGAUUUAUAUUUUCUUUUUCUUGGUGAUGAUAACCUUAAAAAUUUAAGACAAGAACUAAUUAAAGCAAUUAAUACACCAGUGAAUAGUAUAUCUUCAGCCUCUUCAUGGCACAUGAGGGACAAAUUUGAUAAACUACAUGCAUUAUUAAUGUGUAAAACUGUAACAACUGGUAAUUCUUCUGUGUCAGUAAACAGUCAUCCACAUGCAUUAACAUUUUGUAAAGAUACACUUGCAAAAAAAAUUAUAAAAAUUGGAGAACAUGUUGUCAGUGUAAAAACAGGAACUGCUUUUGAUGUAGCAUCAAUUGUUGUAGAACUUUGGCAAAUGUAUCCAGAUUUUGGUAUAUUAUUAUAUGCUAGAUUUAAACAAAACUGUCCUUGUCUUAUACCACACAAUGCUACAAGAACUAUUGGAGAAUCUGAUGAGAAGUAUUAUAAAUCAUUAGGUUAUAGUUAUACAGAUGGUGUUGUUGAAAAACAAGAUAAAUAUGUAAUAAGAAUGACUGGUAUCAUAAGAUUAUUUGCUUCUAUAAUAGUGACCAAAACUAAGAGUGGCAAAGCAUUAGGUAUUGCCCAAGCCUGGAUAAUCAUUACAGCAACAUUAAAUCUAGUUCCUCAAUUAGACAUUACAGCUAUUUUAUUACAUGAAAUGUUAGUAAUUACUGGUUAUCAUCUCAAAAAAGCUUAUAGUAGACAAUUUAUGAAAAUCAUACAAUAUAUUGAUACUAACUAUAUGAAAAAGAUUGAUGAAGUCACUCCAAUUGAUUGUGUUGGUCCAGUACAAAGAUUGAGAACAUUAAUAUCCAAAAUUAUUGAGUUAGGUUAUGUCAAUAAGCCCAAAGGUAUAUUGCCUUAUAAUUUUUGGUGAACACAG